Messenger RNA from Panicum virgatum (switchgrass), 3439 nucleotides. Its product is annotated as beta-galactosidase 2. Gene Ontology annotation, molecular function: beta-galactosidase activity; carbohydrate binding. Gene Ontology annotation, cellular component: vacuole; cell wall. The transcript is spliced from 18 exons. Gene Ontology annotation, biological process: carbohydrate metabolic process. Bases 377 to 2941 code for a protein of 854 amino acids. Lineage: Eukaryota; Viridiplantae; Streptophyta; Magnoliopsida; Poales; Poaceae. The record is from RefSeq and is a predicted model, not a curated record.
GCGUCUCCUUCUUGUGCAACACAUUUUUUACUCAGAUCGAGGGGCUACAGGUUAAUCGCUAAUCAGCCCUUCCCUCUCAGAUCCCAAAGGCCAAAUUUAGAGAGAGAAAGCAAGAGAGGGGGGAGAGAAUCAGCAGCAGAAUACGCGGGAGCAGUGUGCAAAAGAGGUGUUUGGUGGCUUGGUGCAGAGCAGCCAGAGAUAGAGAGAGUGAGAGGCCUCCCUCACUGUCCUGAAGCGGCGGCUCACUCCGGCCGUCCGGUGGCCCGACCUGCUUCUUCCAGUGGAGGGAAAGCACCGAAAGGCGCGGCCUUUUUCUCGCUUUGCUUCCGCCUUCUUUUCACUUCCCUCCCUUUCCUUUCCUUCCUUCCCCCCAUCCAUGGCGUCGGCGGGCCUCGCCGCCGCCGUGCUCGCGGUAGCCCUGCUCGCCGCGGCGGCGUCGGCGGCCGUCACCUACGACCGCAAGGCCGUGGUGGUGAACGGCCAGCGCCGGAUCCUGCUCUCCGGCUCCAUCCACUACCCCAGGAGCGUCCCCGAGAUGUGGCCGGAUCUGAUACAGAAGGCCAAGGACGGCGGCCUCGACGUGGUGCAGACGUACGUCUUCUGGAACGGCCACGAGCCCUCCCCUGGACAGUACUACUUCGAGGGGCGAUAUGAUCUAGUGCACUUCAUCAAGCUGGUGAAGCAGGCCGGACUCUACGUGCACCUCCGCAUUGGCCCCUACGUCUGCGCCGAGUGGAAUUUCGGUGGUUUCCCUGUUUGGCUCAAGUAUGUCCCAGGCAUCAGCUUUAGGACUGAUAAUGAACCUUUCAAGGCUGAGAUGCAGAAAUUUACCACGAAGAUUGUUGACAUGAUGAAGUCGGAAGGGCUCUUUGAAUGUCAGGGAGGGCCAAUCAUCCUCUCCCAGAUUGAGAACGAGUUUGGGCCCUUGGAGUGGGAUCAGGGUGAACCAGCCAGGGCCUAUGCGUCGUGGGCAGCUAACAUGGCAGUUGCACUGAACACAGGUGUUCCAUGGAUCAUGUGCAAAGAAGAUGAUGCGCCGGAUCCAAUUAUUAAUACAUGCAAUGGAUUUUAUUGUGACUGGUUCUCCCCGAAUAAACCUCACAAGCCUACCAUGUGGACUGAGGCUUGGACAGCUUGGUAUACAGGCUUUGGUAUUCCAGUUCCACAUAGACCAGUAGAAGAUCUAGCAUAUGGUGUUGCCAAAUUUAUUCAGAAGGGUGGCUCUUUUGUUAAUUAUUACAUGUAUCAUGGAGGAACAAAUUUUGAGCGCACAGCUGGUGGUCCAUUCAUUGCAACUAGCUAUGACUACGAUGCUCCAAUUGAUGAAUAUGGCUUGUUGAGAGAACCAAAAUGGGGUCACUUAAAGGAGUUGCAUAAAGCUAUCAAGCUCUGCGAACCAGCCUUGGUUGCAGGAGAUCCGAUUGUUACUUCACUUGGCAAUGCUCAGCAGGCAUCUGUUUUUAGAUCAAGCACAGGCGCCUGUGUGGCCUUCCUUGAGAACAAGGAUAAAGUAUCAUAUGCUAGGGUAGCAUUCAAUGGAAUGCAUUAUGAUCUACCUCCCUGGUCCAUAAGUAUUCUCCCAGACUGCAAAACAACAGUGUACAACACUGCCAGGGUCGGGAGUCAGAUCUCACAAAUGAAAAUGGAAUGGGCUGGAGGAUUCACGUGGCAAUCAUACAAUGAGGAUAUAAACUCCUUGGGCGAGGAAUCAUUUACGACAGUAGGUUUAUUGGAACAGAUAAAUGUGACAAGGGAUAAAACAGACUACUUAUGGUAUACAACAUCUGUUGAAAUUGCUCAGGAUGAGCAGUUCCUGAGCAAUGGGAAGAAUCCAACUCUAACUGUUAUGUCAGCUGGUCAUGCUUUGCAUAUUUUCAUUAAUGGACAACUAACAGGAACUGUCUAUGGAAAUGUGGAAGAUCCAAGAUUGACAUAUAGGGGAAAUGUCAAACUUUGGCCAGGCAGUAACACCAUUUCAUGCUUAAGUAUAGCAGUCGGCCUCCCGAAUAUGGGAGAACAUUUUGAGACUUGGAAUGCUGGAAUUCUAGGUCCUGUGACACUGGAUGGUCUGAAUGAGGGAAGAAGAGAUCUCACAUGGCAGAAAUGGACCUAUCAGGUUGGUCUGAAAGGUGAGACUUUGAGUCUUCAUUCACUUACUGGAAGCUCAUCAGUAGAGUGGGGAGAACCCAUGCAGAAACAGCCUCUGACAUGGUACAAGGUAUUGAAGAAAUUCAUAAUUUUGAUUGCUUUCCAUGUGGAAAAACAUUAUUUUUCAAAAGAUCAUUCAUUUAUUUAUUCUGUGCAGGCUUUCUUCAACGCACCAGAUGGAGACGAACCAUUAGCUUUGGAUAUGAGUAGCAUGGGUAAAGGGCAAAUCUGGAUAAAUGGACAAGGUAUCGGACGGUAUUGGCCUGGUUACAAAGCCUCUGGAACCUGUGGAAUCUGUGAUUACCGUGGAGAGUAUGAUGACAAAAAGUGCCAAAUCAACUGUGGCGACUCUUCUCAGAGAUGGUACCACGUCCCUCGUUCAUGGCUUAAUCCGACAGGAAACCUUUUGGUUAUUUUUGAGGAGUGGGGUGGUGAUCCUACCAGAAUCUCGAUGGUGAAAAGAACCACAGGGAGUGUCUGCGCUGAUGUCUCUGAAUGGCAGCCAUCAAUGAAGAACUGGCAUACAAAAGACUAUGAAAAAGCCCAGAUCCACCUCCAGUGUGAUCAUGGACGGAAGAUAACUGAGAUAAAAUUUGCCAGCUUUGGCACACCACAGGGCUCCUGCGGGGGCUACUCUGAGGGAGCUUGCCAUGCACACAAGUCAUAUGACAUAUUUUGGAAGAACUGCAUUGGUCAAGAGCGUUGUGGGGUAAGCGUGGUUCCAGAUGUAUUUGGUGGGGAUCCCUGUCCCGGGAAGAUGAAAAGGGCUGUUGUUGAGGCUAUAUGUGGUUGAUCCACAUAAUCCAUAUAAGCCAUUGGUUUCUACAAUAAUGUCGCCCAAUCAACCUUCUGGCAGGAGGUGAAAGUCACAGCUACCGUGACGCGCAGACUGUCAGUAGUUACAGGAAUUAGUUUAGGUGUAUGUUAGAUUUAAGCAUCUAUAUCUGUAUGUAAUUUGGCCUACACAAGAUUUUGCAUGGGAUUGUUAGGACUCUAGGCAUGAGAAAUUCAGGGUUUUGGCACAUCUUAGACACAACAGAUUGGUUUGGCUUGCGGAGGGUGCAGAUGAGACUCUGCUCAUACCUGAGUCCAUGUGCGCGAUGUCUCUUGGGUUGGAGGAGGACGCUAAGAAGCAAGACUGCUUUUGCAUUAUCUGUUUACUCACUUUAGCUCAUUGGAGGGUGCAAUGUAAUGUUCAGGGCCCAUCAUUCAUGUACUGUGCUAACUAGUACUCGAGCAGCAAAGGAUAUCUGUUUCAGAUGAUAAAUAUGAAUUGUGUCCUAUUCUGUCU